Molecule: messenger RNA, 2673 nt
Organism: Fraxinus pennsylvanica
Lineage: Eukaryota; Viridiplantae; Streptophyta; Magnoliopsida; Lamiales; Oleaceae
Source: the annotation of a GenBank genome assembly
AUGGCUCAGCCUUUCGUGAAGAAAGAUGACGAUCGCGAUGAUGAAGAUGAGUACUCUCCAUUUAUGGGGAUUGAGAAGGGAGCAGUUUUGCAGGAAGCUAGGGUUUUCAAUGAUCCUCAGUUGGAUGCGAAGAGAUGUUCACAGGUCAUCACAAAGCUUUUGUAUCUUCUGAAUCAAGGCGAGACAUUUACAAAGACUGAAGCCACCGGAGUAUUUUUCGCUGUUACAAAGCUUUUUCAAUCCCGAGAUACUGGUUUGAGAAGAAUGGUUUAUCUAAUGAUAAAAGAGAUUUCUCCUUCUGCAGAUGAGGUUAUUAUCGUCACAAGCUCCCUCAUGAAGGACAUGAAUAGCCGUACUGAUAUGUACCGGGCAAAUGCCAUUCGUGUCCUAUGCCAAAUUACAGAUGGAACUCUCUUGACACAAAUAGAGAGAUACCUUAAGCAGGCCAUUGUGGACAAAAAUCCUGUGGUGGCAAGUGCUGCCAUCGUCAGCGGCAUUCAUUUGCUACAGACGGCCCCAGAGAUUGUGAAAAGAUGGAGUAAUGAGGUACAAGAAGCUAUUCAAUCUCGUGCUGCACUUGUACAAUUUCAUGCACUUGCUCUGCUCCACCAGAUAAGACAAAAUGAUCGCUUGGCUGUCAGCAAGUUAGUUACCAGCUUGACCAAGGGGUCCAUUCGUUCACCUUUAGCUCAAUGCCUUCUGAUACGUUACACUAGUCAGGUUAUUAGAGAGUCGGUUGUAAACAUUCAAACUGGAGACCGUCCAUUCUUCGACUAUAUUGAGGGCUGUCUCCGGCACAAAACUGAAAUGGUUAUCUUUGAAGCAGCUAGAGCAAUCACAGAGUUGAGCAAUGUGACUGCCCGGGAGCUCACUCCUGCAAUUACUGUUAUACAGCUCUUCUUAAGUUCUUCUAAGCCAGUGCUUAGGUUUGCUGCUAUCCGGACUUUGAAUAAGGUGGCGAUGACACAUCCCAUGGCUGUUACAAAUUGUAACAUAGACAUGGAAAGCUUGAUUUCAGAUCAGAAUAGAAGCAUAGCAACUCUUGCGAUCACGACUCUGCUGAAAACAGGGAAUGAGUCUAGUGUUGACCGCUUAAUGAAACAGAUCACAAAUUUUAUGUCAGACAUUGCUGAUGAAUUCAAGAUUGUCGUAGUAGAGGCUAUAAGAUCAUUGUGUCUAAAGUUCCCCCUCAAGUACAGAUCUCUAAUGAAUUUCUUAAGCAGUAUUUUGAGAGAAGAAGGUGGGUUUGAAUACAAAAAGGCAAUUGUUGAUGCAAUUGUGAUCAUAAUUAGAGAUAUUCCAGAUGCCAAAGAAAGUGGAUUACUUCACUUAUGUGAAUUCAUUGAGGAUUGUGAAUUCACUUAUCUUUCCACCCAGAUUUUGCACUUUCUUGGAAAUGAGGGACCAAAGACCUCAGAUCCUAGUAAAUAUAUCCGAUAUAUUUACAACAGAGUGAUACUUGAGAAUGCAACCAUCCGGGCCAGUGCUGUCAGUACAUUGGCAAAGUUUGGAGCGAUGGUUGAUUCAUUGAAGCCCCGGAUAUUUAUUCUGUUGAGGCGUUGCCUUUCUGACAAUGAUGACGAGGUUCGUGAUAGAGCUACAUUGUACUUUAAUUAUCUUGAAGGUGAUGGUCCAGUAGUUGAAACUGAGGAAAGUGUGAAAGAUUUUUUGUUUGGUUCACUUGAUAUACCACUUGGCAAUCUGGAGACGGGUUUGAAAAAUUAUAUUCAGGAUCCUUCAGAAGAGCCUUUUGAUGUUAAUUCUGUACCCAAAGAGGUCAAGUCUCAGCCUCCUGCAGAGAAGAAAGCCCCGAGUAGAAAACCAACAACUGGUUUGGGUACUCUGCCUGCUGGCCUGACUUCCAGUGCUGAUGCAUAUGAAAACCUUCUCUCCUCUAUCCAAGAAUUUGCAAGCUUUGGAAAGCUUUUCAAGUCAUCAGUGCCUGUGGAGCUCACUGAAGAAGAAACUGAAUAUGCAGUCAAUGUUGUGAAGCACAUUUUUGAUCAUCAUGUGGUGUUCCAGUACAACUGCACAAAUACAAUUCCAGAACAAGUGUUGGAAAAUGUGACUGUUAUUGUCGAUGCUUCUGAAGCUGAAGAGUUUUCUGAAGUUGCAUCCAAACCACUUAGAUCUCUUCCAUAUGACACUCCAGGACAAACAUUUGUAGCAUUUGAAAAACCUCAAGGCGUUCCGGUGGUUGGAAAAUUCUCAAACAUGUUGAGAUUUACUGUUAAAGAGGUUGAUCCCUCUACUGGCGAGGCUGAAGACGAUGGAGUGGAAGACGAGUACCAACUAGAGGAUUUUGAAGUUGUAGCCGCAGAUUAUAUGCUCAAAGUGGGGGUCUCCAACUUCAGGAAUGCGUGGGAAAGCAUGGGCCCUGAUUGUGAACGCAUAGAUGAAUAUGGCCUUGGGCCAAGGGAAAGCCUUGCGGAAGCUGUGAAUGCAGUCAUCCAACUUCUUGGCAUGCAGCCUUGCGAGGGCACUGAGGUGGUCCCAAGCAACUCAAGGUCGCAUACCUGCCUAUUAUCUGGUGUAUACAUAGGCAAUGUAAAGGUGCUUGUCCGGUUAUCAUUAGGGAUCGAUGGGGCAAAAGAGGUUUCCAUGAAGUUGGCCGUCAGAUCUGAGGAUGGAAAUGUUAGCGAUGCAAUUCAUGAAACCGUUGCAAGUGGGUAG